This is a messenger RNA of Paraphaeosphaeria sporulosa, 2194 nucleotides long. RefSeq lists its product as uncharacterized. The coding region runs from base 85 to 2007 and encodes 640 amino acids. The record is from RefSeq and is a predicted model, not a curated record. The transcript has 2 exons. Gene Ontology annotation, cellular component: site of double-strand break. NCBI's taxonomy places the organism in Eukaryota, Fungi, Ascomycota, Dothideomycetes, Pleosporales, Didymosphaeriaceae.
CCCAUCUGCCACUGUCUGAUAUGUUCGCGUACUCUGACUUCUUUUGCUAUAUGCCAGUGUCGCCACGAAAAGCCAAAACCCGCUAUGAUGCCGACGUUGGUGGGCGAGACCAUACCUGAGGUCGCCGACGAGCGCGACCAAGCCGCGCCUGGCCUGGAGCCAGUGUGCACCCCUCAGAAGUCGAAGUCGCCGAAAGGGCGCUCGCUUUCGGAUAGUACGCCGCAUCUUGAACCGUCACCCAAGUUCCGCGAGCCCAUACGUGCGUCGAAGGAUGACCACACCAUUGUCGCCAGCCCGCGCACGCCCCGGCGACCAGAGCUUCUCUCCAGAGGACUGUCGCUGCAGAUGCCCUCUCGCGAGACGCCUAUGCCCAGCCCCGCACACUUCGCAACGCGAGUUCCUCUUUCACCGCAACUAGAUUCUCGCAACACGUAUGCUUCGCCUGCUUCACUUCUCCCGCGUCGAUCGCGCGGCGCCGAGUUCUCACGAGCCUGCACCCACCUCCACCACUCGACCCUCGCCGAGCAGUCGUCGCCCGACUCGUCGCCCACCAUCACACAAAAGGGCAUGAUGAUCCCGUCCCGCAAACCCCGGGGCAACUCGAUGGUUCUAGACUCGCCUAACAUUGGCCUGCAAACAUGGGGAAACAGCGGCAGAACAACGGCAGCGUCGAGCUCUGUUGGCAGCAUCAACAUGCUCGGGUCGGACGAUUCUAGCAGUGCGUCUGACGAGGGAGACCCUAUGGAUCCGGACGACAAUGAUGAUCCCAUGUUGAUGACGCCGCAGGCGGUCAAAAACCCGCCGUUUGGGGGACCGCCUGUGGGAAGCAGCCCUGGCAUGUGGUCAAACAUGUUUUCCCCGGGUCACAUCCCUACCUUUAUGAGCAUACAACGUGCGCGAUUGCGCAAGGGCCGGAGUAGAAAGAGCUCCAGCUCCGCGAGCGGCCACAGCUCCCUGGCGAGCCCAGGACCGACUUCACCGCCGAAUGGCAAAAGUGAAGGCUACUUUGCGCGAGAGACGGCGAUUAGAAAAGCGGGGUCAGGAUCGCGUCGAGAGAGCCUCUCACUGUUCACCAACGACCUUCAUAUAUCCUCCGGCAACGACAGCGGGGACGAAGCAAUUCCUAUGCCGCAGACCCCGGGCGUUGUGCGUCGAGCUGUGACCCGGAGAGGCAACUUACUUCCAAAAUCGCGACAAUUCGGCCGCAUCCGAGCCGAGCUCUUAGAAGAGUCUGCACCUGUAGACAGCGAGUUUCGCCGCGAAGCCGAAAUCAUUCGCCAAGUACGGGAAAGUGAUGCAGAUCCGAUCACAGCGCAAUCAUCACCGAACCUACUACCCACCGUUCCCGGUCUCGACGGCCCGCUGGAGGGUGUACCUGAAGAGGGAAGCGAGAGCGGUAUGAGCCUAGAUAGCUCCACAUCGAAAGGCUUGUUCGCUGCUUUCGGACAACCGAGAAACAACUAUGGCCGAGGGUUCUGGCAGCGUGAUGGCCCUGCCCAAACGCCGCCUCCUCCGUCCUUCCCACGCGCUGGAUCCUCCGCAGUCAGCGAAGACAUCAGCAUGGACUCUCCAACAGUCUCGUCGACUUCUACCUCCCUUCCAUCAGGGACUGCUACUGCGCAUUCUGAUGGUUUCGUGCACCCCAGUUCCGUCUCCCGCUCGUCAACGCCGCAGCCUCUUGCUCCGUUGACCGCAGCUGAUGGACUGAAGAAGUCGAGCAAGCGACGCAGAGACGACGAUUUGGACGAGUACUCGAUCAAACGGCGCGCUGUAUCUCCUGGCCUCAGCGUACAUAAUAGCCCGGUGCUAUCGCAGUCUCCCGCAAACCGCGACUUAUGGGGUUCGGCGAAGUUGGCUAAGGAGCCCUCUAGUGGGACCGUUGCCAGUGGGGAGAGAUCUAACAGUGGAUCAAGUGUGACCAUGACCCCAUCGCUGGGACCCAAGAGGAUUGGCUUGCAGGGCAUGACCGACACUAGUGAUGGAUUGAUGAAGAUGAGCAUCGAAUGAGAAGCUGUGGUUUGGAAAGGAAUAUCUUCUCUGUAUACUUUAGGGCUGGCGGGCAUCGCCCGUGGAGUUUCUGGACAGCAAUGGACCAGCGAAGUCCACCUCUAACGACUGUAGCCAUCUCACGUAAUGUAUAUACCCAAGGCUUGAAGCUCGUUCUUAACAGACCGGAAAUCCUGCCAAACGUGGU